Molecule: messenger RNA, 710 nt
Organism: Pelobates cultripes (western spadefoot toad)
Lineage: Eukaryota; Metazoa; Chordata; Amphibia; Anura; Pelobatidae
Source: the annotation of a GenBank genome assembly
AUGGUUUGGACUGGAGUACAUCGAGGCUUUGCCGUGCGGGCAUAUUUAGAAAACAAUCAGUCUGUGAUUGCGAUGCAAAGAGCUUUUCGGCGACGGUUCAACAUUCCGUCACACAACGCCAUUCCUAAUGUGAACACAAUUCAGUCAUGGGUUAGACGGUUGGAGGAAACUGGUAACUACGCUUAGAAGAGGUACACAUGGCCAAUGCAAGUCCAUAAGAACACCGGAAAAUGUGCAAUUGGUGAGAGCAGCAGCGGAGCAGUCAAGAAGGACGUUCUGCUCAAAGGCACGCUGUUGCUUUGGGAAUGUCAGACCGCAGUCUGAGGAGGAUUCUUCAUUUAUAUUUGCAGUUUCCUCUUUACAAGAUGAUGUUCGCUCAGGAAUUGAGUGUAGCAGAUAACGCCAACCACAGAAAUCUGUGUGAUCAAAUGCUUGCACAGAUCCCUCCCGGAGAAGCUUUCUUCAGUAGCGACGAGGCACAUUUUCAUCUCAGUGGAGCUGUGAAUAAGCAAAAUUUCCGCUAUUGGGCUCAAAAUAACCCCCAAAUCAUUCAUGAAAGACCGCUACAUUCCCCUAAACUAACGGUGUGGUGUGCUGUAUCAAUGAUGGAAAAUUUUCUGCAGCCCAGAAUGGAAGAGAUUGUUGAAGAAGGGGGAGUUCUGGUUCUAACAGGAUGUUCAAACAUCGCCCUCACACCUUACCAGAGCUAA